UACACGCAGUUGCCACAAGUAACGGAACCGGAAGUAGUCCUUACUCCAUGUUCUUGUACUUGACAACAAUAAACAUCAUGGCGGCGAUGGUAAGACUUCAACAUCAAAUCAACAGCCUUGUCGAGGAAACUUAUGCCCGAAAAAAUGAGGCCGAGGAGAGCAGAAAUCCAGAAUAUGUUUCUGCUGUUAAAAUUCAGUCAUGGUUUCGGGCGACAAGAUGUCGAUCCUAUUUAAAACAUUUAAACAGUUCUGCUGUAAACAUACAAAGAAAAUGGAGAGGAUUUUUAGGAAGGAAAUGCUUCAGAAUCCUUAUUCAGAACAGUGUAUUUAUACUCAAAUUAAAUUAUUAUAAUUCUAUGGCAUCAAAGAUCCAAAAAGUUUGGCGAGGUUAUUACAUCAGAAAAUAUAUAUUUAAUUACUACAGUAGAAAACGAUAUCUAGAAGCUCUCCAAAUCAAAAAUGAAAUUGUCAGAUCUGAGUUGGAUGAAUAUGCUGAACAACAAGCACAGAUCCAACAGCGAAUGGCGGACGAGCAGGAGCGGCAUAAUAAAAUUUAUGCAGCACGGAAAAAUCAUCACCUUGUUAGUACAGAAGUUAUACCGGGUAUCUACAACUCUCCUUUCUUACCUUUCCCAUCAGAACAAGAAUAUGAAUUACGAAGUGUAAAACCAUUAGGUAUUCGAAGGAAAAAGGGAGAUAAAUCAAAUCGGUUUGAUCCUGCAUGGAAAAGUUACGAUUUACCCCGUCAAGAAAAGCUUCCUCCCUUGGUUUCUAAACCACAGGGUCCAUUCCGAGAACCACAGGAAGUACAGGAACAGAGAUAUAAAGGUUUUAAACCAUCUCUACGUGUUGCUACAAACUAUUAUUCUCUAGACGAGGCCAGAAAACAGAUGAAAGCUGAGGAAUGGGUGGCUAGAAUUAAUGAUGAUAUAUUUUUCCCAGUUAAACCUAGGGAUCCACAAUAUCAAAAGCUUCUUUAUACAACAUCUAAAUAUGGUCAUCUACCUUAUGGAACUAAAUAUUUCCGUGAAGAAUUUCUUGACAAACAUAUAACACCAAUGCCAUUUAAAACCCUGGUGCCUCCAAUACCUGUUUUUGAUAAAUUAAAUGAUACUUACUCGCAAGGCCAGGUGUGAUGAAUUGUACACAAUCACAGAAAGUGUGGAAAAUGAAAUGACCCUUUUAUUGUUUAAAUCUGGUUUAUACUGGUAAACACAACUUUUUUUUUUAAAAUAAGGUGUGUUUUUUGUUUUAUUAUUGUUAUAAAAUUGUAUAAAAUCUGUGAUAAUCUAACUGUAUAAAUGUAUUUGAUGUAUAAAUUGUUAUUGUUUGUAAAACCAAAAUGAAGAAUAAUGAAAUCAAUUUUAAAGGGACGGGACAGUAUUGUUCCAUAACAUGUCUUUUGGGAUGAAUUUUGAAAUGUAAAAAAGUUUUACAUUAGUCAGUCAGUAAUUUGCAGUGGCUGUGAAAGUAAUCUAUCUAGCAAAAGGUAUUGGACUGAAAAAUGUGUAAAUUAAAGGGGGCAAAGUCAUAUAACAGGGCUGAUUUCUUGAAAUUAUAGAUAUGUACCAUUUUGCUAUUCCACAUUUGAAUUGAUCUAAAGGAGACAUCAUCAGGAAAUAGAAAUUGCAUAUAUUAAACCAAAUAAUAUUGGACUUGCCCAAGUGUAAAAUCCCAAAUAUUGAACUACUGUGUGCAGUUUAUAUUCAGAAUAACUUUUAACCCUAUUGUGCCACUUUAUUUAAAGAAAUUAUUAAAAGUUUCUAUUUCUCACUAGUGUUUACUUAUACUGUCUAUAUUUCAAAGAGCAAUAUUUGUAUAAAAUGGUUUUCAUGUGAAGCUUGCAAAUAGUUGUAUUUUAAGUUUGAAAGUGUCUUUAAUUCUUUAGAUUUGAUCUGUUUAAGCUUCAUAUAAUUUUUUUUUUUUUAUUGCCAUUGGUAGGAAGGAACAGCGGUUUGUGUUUUACAAAAAGUAUGAAUUCAGAUUGGGUUCCAUAUUAUUCACAAAUGAUUUUAGUGGGUAGCCAUUCUAAGAUUGUGCUGUUUUACAUUAAUUACGGAGAAACAUCACAUGACAUUUUCUUUCAAAUUUGAACAGCAGAAACAUUCACCCAAUCUUAAGUAUGUGCCGAUUGCUUGUAUCUUGAAAGUCAGAUAUGUGGACAUGUAUAAAUUAUCUCCAAUUGUUUGUGUCUUAAAGUCAGAUGUUUGGACAUGUAUAAAUUAUCUCUAAUCGUUUGAAAUGUUUAAUUUUUCAAAAGUAUAUAUUGUAAUUUUAGUAUAAAUUAUGUGAUAUAAUUAUGUGUAUACAUUAUAUAAUUCCUUUUAUCUAUACAGUAUACCACACCAGACCACAAUGUCAUAAGGCACGUUCUGUUUAUAAAUUCCUGGGGCUGAAACACUAACCUCUAACUGGUGACCUUUCAACCCUAACAGGUAUAAUCAAAUUGAAAACCUCCUCGCAUCAUAUAUUCUAUUCCAGAAUGUCAUCAAAUAAAUUAUUAAUCCAUUCUA
Messenger RNA from Patella vulgata (common limpet), 2513 nucleotides. RefSeq names its product spermatogenesis-associated protein 17. Gene Ontology annotation, cellular component: spindle pole. Gene Ontology annotation, biological process: establishment of meiotic spindle localization; mitotic cell cycle; spindle organization. Bases 48 to 1136 code for a protein of 362 amino acids. The transcript has 10 exons. The record is from RefSeq and is a predicted model, not a curated record. Lineage: Eukaryota; Metazoa; Mollusca; Gastropoda; Patellidae. Gene Ontology annotation, molecular function: protein binding.